ACUAUCUCAGUGUAAAUGUGUCAGUAACAAAGUAUUUACAUGUGUAAGCAAACGAUUAAAUCGAAUGAAACACGGUGAUCUUCUGGAAUGCAACGUUUUGGGUGGAACCGCCAGCAAUUAUAUUCGAAUCGACAUACAAGUGCCAGUUCAAUAUGCAAGCAUUCCGCGAGAUAUUCCGGACAUAUUAACCGUGGACGAAAACAAACUGGCGUCUUUGACUUGUCAAACAAACGGUAUUCCCGCAGCAGACAUCACUUGGUUUUGGGACAACUCCAUUCUUUCUACACUAGUUAAAGACGUGCAGAUUUUAGAUAAUAUAAGUCAAGGUAUUAAGGUCGAAACUGACAGGACGUUCUCUGUAACGAGCAAUUUGACAUUCAACGUAAACAGGUCCCACAACCGAAGGGUGAUUUAUUGCCGAGCUAGAAAUAUGAACUCGCAACUCAAAACCAGUAGGAGGAUUCAACUUAAUGUAAGAUUUCUGCCGACGACUGGGAUUUUGUUUAGCGGUGGCCGUGACUUUUAUAUGAUCCGAAAUUCACCAACAAUACAGACACUGGAAUGCUCUGUAAAAGGUGGUAAUCCAUAUGCAGACUUGCAUUGGUCUUGCUACCAUGGAAACCAGACAAAGUUCAACGAUUCUUCGGGUGCUAUUAGUACCGUUACGUGGAAGGCAGAAUUGCACAACGAUUCUAUUUGCACCUGUUCUGCAUCGCACGAUCUUGGAUGGACAAGUGUUGAGCAAGUCUAUAUCCAUGCAUUAUAUCCACCUACGCCUCCUUUUAUUCAAAUAAACAUGUGUAGAAACAUGAGUGUCCCAAAUGGAAGCUUCAUUAAUGUUCUACGCGGUGAUCAAGUGGAUAUCGACUGUUCUUCAAGCGGAAAUCCCCCACCGACUUAUUUCUGGUCAGAUAGUUUACAGUCAAGUAAACUUUACAUACAAAAUAUGUCGGAACAUCUCGCCUUCGAGUAUUUCUGCACUGCCAAUAAUAACAUGGAUGCUUCGUAUGACAAGAGUAUUUCAUCGUCCAUUACUUCAAGUUUUCACCUUGAUGUUUUGUAUCCACCAAAGUUAACGAGACGAACAACACCAGUUGUGGUCAUUGAAGGGAGUAACCUCAGUUUAUCCUGUGACUCAAAACCGGGAAACCCAAAUGCCACAUCAUUUAUUUGGACAAGUACAGAACAGCCUUACAGAAAUACAUCUGGUCAAUGCCUCACCAUACAGAAUAUAUCACGAACAGAAGAAGGUGUAUUUACAUGUGUUGCUGAAAAUAUUAUGCACCCGACUGGAUGUCCAGAAGUACAUGGACGCGAUAUGGAAAACGUUCAUGUGGAUGUUCAAUAUAAAGCGUCAAUUAAAACGUUCACAGUUCUAAACAACACUGUCAAUCACGGUGAUAACCUUACUUUGGCUUGUGAUGUGGAUAGUGACCCCCCUGCUAGCAUAUCCAUUGUAUCCCCUACUGGAGCCCGCCUAGAAUAUAUUGAGGGAAAUAAGUUACAUUACAGCAAGAAAAGUUCAUGCUUAGAGGACAUAGGUCAGUUUACGUGUGUAUCUGCAAACAAGCACAACCAUUUGCAACCCGAAAAAAGAAACGUCGCAGUAGAUGUCAGAUGUUCGCCUAUAUAUCCAUCUGAUUUCAAUCAAAUUACAACAAUCGAAAGUAGACUUGGGGAAACGGCAGUCCUUAGUUUCCGUGUAUUUUCGAACCCUCCACCAAUCCACUUAACAUGGGCAAAUCUUUCAAACAGUUUGCACAAUACAAUAAACACAACCUCAUCGGACAGUAAAAUAAUCAACACCCCAGAUAACAUGUCAUCUACCCUCAUUAUAACAAACUUACAACCAUGGGACGCCGGCAAUUACUUUGUCAGGGUUGAAAACGAAAUUGGAAGCAAGAACGAAACGUUUCGCAUUAUUGUAGACACCAAAUCAACAACAAUUGCCACACCCGCGAUGAUCUUAGGCGCUGUCGGUUCUUUUGGUGCUUUAACGGGAGUAGUCAUCAUUGCAGUUGUUGUGUUUGUCUUGUAUAGGAGGAUAACAAUUGUUAAAGGCAAGUAG
Molecule: messenger RNA, 2068 nt
Organism: Mya arenaria
Lineage: Eukaryota; Metazoa; Mollusca; Bivalvia; Myida; Myidae
Product: hemicentin-1-like
Exons: 8
Coding region: 65-2068 (667 amino acids)
Biological process (GO): cell-cell adhesion
Cellular component (GO): cell-cell junction
Molecular function (GO): cell adhesion molecule binding
Source: RefSeq, a predicted model, not a curated record